UAGAGUAAAAUUGUAUAGGAAAUUUUGGAGAUUAUCGCUAUUUUUUAUUAGUAUUCUAAUCGUUACUGGAACCCUAGGAUGAACGAGAAAUCGACAGGCUACAAUAUAGCCGCAGACCAAAUCUACCGAUAGUCUGCACCUGUUGGAAAGCAAUCGGAGCUGCAUUCCCCUUUGAAAAUUCAAAACCUAAAGGCAACUACAUCGUUUGUUGUUCGUGGUGGCUGCAACUUUCACUUGCGUUUUCAAUUGUCGUGGGUAAGCUCGUUCUUCAAUAGAUUCUGAUUCAUCAAGUUCAUGCCAAUAACGAUUAGUUGUUCGUGUUGGCUGCAAAUUUCACUUGCGUUUUCGAUUGUCGCGGGUAAGCUCGUCAAUGGAUUCUGAUGCAUCAAGUUCAUACCAAUAACGAUUAGUUACUCAUCUCGUAUCUGCAAAAUGUUACGCCGGAUAAAAUGUCCACCAACUCAUAUAAUCUCUUUCCUUCAAAAUUAUCCAUCUCUGCUUGUGAGAGUUAUCUCAAGCAAUGCAACUGAAUCGCAUAUAGUGUCUUAUCUUGUUAACAAUUGUGGGUUAUCUCCAAAAUCUGCUGUUGUAUCUUCUAAGUAUCUUCAAUUCAAAACCUCCAAAAAACCAGACUUGGUUCUUGCCUUUUUCAAGACACAUGGGUUCUCAAAGACCCAGAUUGCAGCGCUUGUCCGUAAACGCCCAAGGGUGCUUUUAUCAGAUCCUGAGAAAACUCUUUUGCCCAAACUUCAAUUCUUGUACUCUAACGGAUUUUCAAGACCUGACAUUGCUAAAGUUUUGUCUGUAUGCCCUGAGAUUCUGCAUAGUAGCUUAGAAAACCAAAUAAUCCCUGCUUUUAACGUCAUAAGGACUUUUCUUCCAUCUGAUCAGAAAGUUGUUGGUGCUAUAAAACGAUUACCACGUAUUUUAGGUUCUCAUCUUGAAGACUAUGUCAUUCCUAAUAUCAAAAUUUUGCAAGAAAAUGGAUUGCCAAAAUCAAGUACUGCUUGGCUACUUAGAUAUCACCCUGCUACGUUUGUAACGAGCUUAAAACUAUUUUCUGAUAUUGUGGAAAGAGUGAAGAGAAUGGGGUUGGAUCCUUUGGUAUUGAACUUUGUUGCUGCAAUUCAUGCAGUAAGGGGAAUGAGCCAAUCAACGUGGCAAAGGAAAAUUGAUAUUUAUAAGAAGUGGGGAUGGUCCGAGGAAGAGAUUAUUGUGGCUUUUGGGAAGCACCCAUGGUGUAUGAUGUGCUCUGAGAAAAAAAUUAUGGCAGCCAUGGAGUUCUAUAUCAACAAAUUGGGUUGGGAUUCUUCAACUAUAAAACGACGUCCAAUACUCAUCUCACUGGGCUUGGAUAAGAGGGUUGUGCCACGGUGUUCCGUUACAGAGGUUCUGCAGUCAAAAGGUCUGAUCAGGCUGAAUAGUUCUAGUUUAACUUCAGCAAUUUUAAUUUCUGAAGAAAUGUUCCUGAAAAAAUUUUUGACACCUUACAAAGAGGAAAUUCCUCAUCUGUUGAAGUUAUAUCAGGAGAAGUUGGAAGCUGCAAAAUGCAAGGAUGUGGAGAAAGGGGGCUGAAGCAAUAUGAGGCUAUUGUGUUUCCAACCAGAGUGAUCAUUCUUGUCUAACAAAAUUUCACCAUUGAAAUAAAUUGCGGAGCCUGAUGAAGAACAUUAAGUCUGAUCAGAUACAACUUGAACUUGUAUCAUCAGAUAUUUCAAUAUUCCAAGGUUUUGAAGGAGCAGACAGAUGCACAGCAAUACUAAGAGGGAUGGUUGUGCUGAAGAUAAUUUUGGUGAUGACUUGAUUUAAGCACAUCAACACUGACAGAUUCUAUUGGGCAAUGCAAAUCAACUUAAUGCAGGUUUCUAUUCUGGCCAUUGGAUUAUUAUUCAUUGGUUUUGAUGUGGCUUCUGGAAAAGCCUUGAAUGAAACAUGGCAUUUGCAUACAAGUUCAGUGUGUUUGAAAUGUUCUGUAAAUGUGAUUCUUUCUCUCCACCCUUUCUCCUUUUCUUUCUUAAUUUAUAUUCUCUUGUCAACAAAGUAUAAGCUGAGCUACAAUUUGAAAAAGAAUUGUAUUGUAGAUUUACAAAAACAAUUUUCAGUUGUCCAGUUAUUUAGAUUUUGUUCGAAA
Messenger RNA from Manihot esculenta (cassava), 2131 nucleotides. RefSeq lists its product as uncharacterized. Lineage: Eukaryota; Viridiplantae; Streptophyta; Magnoliopsida; Malpighiales; Euphorbiaceae. The record is from RefSeq and is a predicted model, not a curated record. Gene Ontology annotation, cellular component: chloroplast. The coding region runs from base 433 to 1575 and encodes 380 amino acids. The transcript has 2 exons. Gene Ontology annotation, biological process: chloroplast organization; regulation of DNA-templated transcription. Gene Ontology annotation, molecular function: double-stranded DNA binding.